UGUGAUCCCAGAGAUAGGCUUUAGAUCCUUCCUGUUGGAGGGAAUGCCGGCAGAGUGCCCAUACCCCAACUGGUUUAUUAACACAUGUAGAGCGCUCUCUAGGGAAUAUAUCCACACUAUGUCUGGCAUGCAGACCCUAGCCUUACAAAUAGCAGCUUUGCACAUGGAGGAGAAAAUUAAGGCCUACAAACAAGUGCUAGUGAGGGAACUGGGAGAGGAAAGAGCAAAGGACAUUGCAAGCUUCGCAGGAGCUCAGAGUACUAAAUCUAGACGGGUUCCGAAGCCAGGCCUCGAACCCCUGUUGACACCUUGUGACGCCAACCCAAUAGCAGUGCCAUGCACCAUGAGCCAUCUAGAGGAAGAGUGGAGUUUCCUGAAACAACCUGCAAGUAGUAUCUGCACCCGACCCAAUACCCCAUCCUCUCCUUUUUCUCCCCCCAACCACCCUCUUCCCUUCUCUUCUUUUUUCGCUGGAAGACAACAACAGCCCAUGGACGUUGCCAACCGAGGGAGACCCCGAGACAGAGGGACCACCGAGGGAGUCCACGAGAGUGAGCAGCUUUUACGAAGCCGUAGGUCUUCCCCAACCAACAGACGAGGAGCUGGAAAUGAGGGCAGAGCAGCAGGGACGAGAGAGGCCAGCCAAGGAAGAGAGGAAUGUCGCCCGCCCCUCUCCAGCAACAGCAACAGAGAAGACACCCCAAGCACCCAGAAAACAACGCCAGCAGCAGCCGGAACAACAGGGACAGCCGACGGCAAGCGACAACAGGGCAAGUAGACACAGCCCAGCGGAGAGCAGCAGCCCCGAAACAGACGGAGAUUCAACACUUGGUCCAAGGGGUCCGGGAGCUAGUACAAGUCCUAACAGAGAAGCUACCCGCAACCGCGGGACCAGGAGCUAGAGCUCCCGCCGCAGCCUCGAACCCUGUCCAGCCUUUUUUUCAGAUUUCCAGACGACCCCGAGAACGAGGCCCGCGAGACAGGGACCAGGGACAGCUGGAAUGACCCCUAGGAGCCCGGGCCCCCAGCCCCUACCAGCAGCGAGAGAGGGGCAGGGACUACCAGCAACAGAGGAACCAGAGGAACAACUACAGAAGGAGGAGCCGAGAGUGGAGGGACGACGGGGCCAGGGACAGGCAACCAGACAGGGAAUUCCGACAGCCCAGGGACAGGGACAGGGACAGGAGACCCCAGGGACAACGAAACUGGAGGCAAGACAGAGCCCCAACCAACGAUAUACAGGUACACCCCUUCCCCCCAGGUACGUCCAGCAGGAACCCCGCCAACCCAGGGACCAGGGAAGCAGGAAUCGCCCCCGCACCCUGACCAGGCAGCAGGACGACCGCAGAGGAGCUUGGUAUCACAACAGCGAGCGCAACUACGGAGAGCAGAGGCCAAACUACGAGAGGAAUUGGUAAUCUCCGAGGUGCCCCUCACACCACUAGAAAUUAAGGUUUUAGGGAAAGGGUUGUUUUUUUCCAGGUCCACUGAGUACGAGAGUCUCCCUGUCCAACGUGGAAGAAACCUGGGAUAGGAUUGAAACGGCAAUCAUGAGGAAGAUGGAUGAGGCGACGGACAAAUGGAUGGGGAACCAGCAGCCGAGGCCAUGCAGACCCCCACCGUCAACCCUGGAAUCCUACCUCCUGCCAGACUUUCGACAGCCCCCGCCUACGAGGAAGAGACCAGCAUUAAGAAGAAAGGUUCAAGCCUUGAAGAGAGAGGCAAGGACCACGCCCUUCUUCACAAGAGAAAACCUUAAGAAGGGAGAACGAGGAGCACUGAAAGGUCUGAUCCAUAACCCUAAUAUUGUUGCUAACAAGGCGGACAAGAGUCCCUCGAUUGUUAUUAUGUCCACAGAGAACUACAGGGCCGCGGGCAUGAAGCACUUGAAGGACGAGAGGACCUAUGAACCUAUAACAGAUGGCAGAGCCGCCCUAGAGCAAGCCCAAGAAAGGGAUAAGAAACUAAUCCUUGACUUGUACAGAAACGAAGGCAGAGCAGGAACGAUGACAGUAGCCCUGAGAGACUCUUUUCUGAAGCACAAAAGCAGGGUACCCAGUAUCUAUUUUCUGCCCAAAACGCACAAGGACCUGGACCCGACUACAGGUACAUGGAAAACGAGACCUGUAGUUUCAGGUUGUGCAGCACCCACCAGGCCAGUAGAUAAAUUCCUGACAGCCUUGCUGAUGCCCUUAGUGGAGUUACUCCCGAACAGGAUCAAAGACACCACCCACUUCCUACAGAAAAUGGAAGCCUUGAAGGACGAACUGCAAGAAAUCCCUGAGGACUAUAGGUUAGUAUCCUUAGAUAUCGAGUCUCUAUACCCCUCUAUCCCGCAGAAAGAAGCAGCAGCUAGAGUGAGCUCCUUCUAUGGAGACAGACUACCAGACAUCAAGGACGUACUAAGGAACAGAGGAAUAAGGACACCGCCAUCCCAGGCUCUCAUCAGGAAAGCAAUCCUGCAUGUGAUGCAGGACACUCUCCUUGAAUUUGAUCGCAGAACCUACAGACAGAAGACAGGAACAGCGAUAGGAGCGUCAGUAAGCGUGGCAAUUGCAGAACUAUUCGUCUACCUAACGGUGGAAGUAAGGCUGAAAAGAGCAAAUCUUAAUCUCCUUGUUUUUUGCAGAUCCAUUGAGGACAUCAUCUGCAUUAUCCCAGGAGCUGAACCUGAAGUGCAACGGACGCUGACCUGGCUGAAUGGUGUCAACAGAGCCUUGAGAUUCACCUUUGAAAUGGAGGAGAAGGAACUCCCCUUCUUGAAUACAAAAGUCUACUUGGACGCAAAAUGUUGCCUCCAGACGAAGACGUACUACAAGCCAUCACACACCCACCAAUUCCUCCUGUGGACCUCAGCACACCCAACCUCCCUCAGGAGGUCCCUGCCGUACUCCAUGGCAUUGCGAAUCAAGAGGAUAUGCAGCGAAACAACCGAAUGUGAGUAUGCAACGGCAGAAAUGCUGAAUUUCUUUAGGUCUAGAGGGUACCCAGAGAUGGUUCUGCAGGAGGCGCAGCAGAAGGUGGACCGCCUGGAGAGACCAAGCUUCUUGGUGGUGAAGCUGAAACCGGCCCUAGGAAGGAUGAUCCUACCAGUGAAGUUCGAGCCCAGGAUGGCCAGGACCAUUAAGAUGCACUUGAAGGAUCUAUGGACCUGGAUUGAGCAAGUGUAUGGAGAAGCCCCAUGGUUCGAGCACUUUCCCCGGCAGCAACCACUAGUAGCAUGGAUGAAGUUCGACUCAAUUAAAGAUCUACUGGAGUACAUAAACAGUGAAGGACUGAAACCUGAACAAGUGUUCAAUUGUGAUGAAACAGGCCUCUUUUGGAAGAAAGUGCCAAAGAGGACCUACAUUACUCAGGAAGAAAAGGCAAUGCCUGGACACAAGCCUAUGAAAGACAGGCUGUUCUGUGAUAAUGCUAGUGGGGAUUUCAAAGUGAAGCCGUUACUAGUGUACCAUUCCGAAAAUCCCAAUGUGUUCAAGAAAAACAAUGUUAUGAAGAGUAAAUCGUGUGUGUUUUGGAGAUCUAAUAGUAAGGCAUGGGUCACAAGGGACUUUUUUGUCGAGUGGUUCAGUGAAGUGGCCCUAGUGUGAAGAAUUACCUCCUGGAAAAGAAAUUGGAUCUCAAGUGCCUCCUAGUAAUGGACAAUGCACCUGCUCAUCCUCCAAACUUGGAUGACCUAAUUCUGAAGGACUUUGGGUUCAUCACUGUAAAGUUCUUGCCCCCAAUACCACUCCUCUCCUCCAGCUCAUGGACUAGCAGGUCAUUGCAAACUUUAAAAAACUCUACACCAAAGCAAUGUUUGAAAGGUGCUUGAAUGUGACCUCAGACACUCACUUGACCCUACAAGAUUUUUGGAAAGAACACUUCAGUAUUCUCCAUUGCGUAAGCUUUAUAGGUUCCUACAAUAUUGGCCACCUGAGAGUUCCUGGUUAGCUUGGACAGUACUUGUACCCUGGGUGUUGCUGAGUCAUCAGACUAUGGAACAAUACUCUUCUCUAGACUGACCACUUUAAGGGUGAUGGACUGAUUACAUCGUCUUCACGUCUCUUCUAUCAACCUUUCUGUACUCGACUGAAGAAGCCUACUGUGUAGGCGAAAUGUUUUGAAAUACAGAUACAGUGGAACCUCAAAACUCGAACUGCUCCCAACACAACCAAUUAUGUUCCUACAAGAGUGGUCACCUGAGAGUUCCUGGUUAGCUUGGACAUUACUUGUGCCCUGGGUAUUGCUCAGUCAUCAGGUGUGGCAAGUUGGAUCCUGAGGCAUUAUAGUGUACUCUGACUGGUGGACUAGUGUUACCCAUUUUUGGUGUAGAUUGUUGGAAGAGGUAUUGGUAGCAUGCGAGAACCAGAAUGGGGAAACAGCAGUAGAAGCAAGAUUUCAGACAAAACCAUAAUUUGAAUGCCCCUUGUUGUAGGGAGGUCAAGUCUGUGCUGCACGCCCCGUUACUGGGUUCUUCCAUUUUCCUGGCUGUGCAUGUCACUACUGAAGUUCUCCCUUUUUUUUUUUUUUUUUUUUUUUUUUUAAUUUGGAAAAAUUACUUGAAAGUGAGGUGGUGUAAAGCUAGUAAAUAGUUAAAAGGAACAUAGAAUUUCAUUAAAUAACCUUUGUAAAAAUUGAGGGUUUUGAUUGUUGAGAAAUUGUGAAGGGAAUAGUAAUUAUAUAAUUUGUUAAAUAGGAUAUUGACAAAUGUAGUUUCAUAAUUGCGUAGUUAAUAAGAUACCCUGAAGCAUUUCAAUAAUGUAGUUCUAAAUAUAAAUGCUUCUUGACUAAGGUACACAUAAUCAAAGAAUAGGUAGUGACAUUCAGUUGUGGCUUAGAUUUUGGGGCUUUUGAUCCAAGAAGUUGUACUUCUCACCUCAGAUUGAUCCUGAUUGACUUCCAUUCCUCAGGGAUUAUGUGACCCACAUGGGUUUACUGCUAAAUGUAAUAAUUUCAACUGUGCUACUAUGGCAUAUUUCAUAGUGUGAAACCCUCAAGGAAGGUUCCUUGAUGUUGGUGAGGGGGCUCUUGAUUU
Messenger RNA from Cherax quadricarinatus, 5017 nucleotides. The record is from RefSeq and is a predicted model, not a curated record. NCBI's taxonomy places the organism in Eukaryota, Metazoa, Arthropoda, Malacostraca, Decapoda, Parastacidae.